Ipomoea nil (Japanese morning glory) is the source of this 1321-nucleotide messenger RNA. RefSeq names its product GDSL esterase/lipase At5g33370-like. The transcript has 5 exons. Bases 24 to 1184 code for a protein of 386 amino acids. NCBI's taxonomy places the organism in Eukaryota, Viridiplantae, Streptophyta, Magnoliopsida, Solanales, Convolvulaceae. The record is from RefSeq and is a predicted model, not a curated record. Gene Ontology annotation, molecular function: lipase activity. Gene Ontology annotation, biological process: lipid metabolic process.
AGUCUAGGGAGGCAUUUCCAGCAAUGGCCAUUGCUAGGUCUUGCCCUACUACUGAUGAAAAGUACUAUCUUUGCAUGGUUUUAUUAUUAUGCUUCAUUUUCUUCAUCUUAGGGGCUUCUUCUUCUUCUGCUAAUACCCAUCAAGUUGAUGAGGGUCGACGAGCAUUGUUUGUGUUCGGCGACUCUCUUGUGGACGCCGGCAAUAACAACUAUAUUGGGUCGUGUGCCCGGGCAGACUCGCCGCCGUAUGGCCUUGACUAUCCAACUCACUCCCCCACCGGCCGUUUCUCCAACGGCUUCAACAUCGCCGACAUUCUCAGCCAGCAGAUAGGUGGUCGGGAGUCGCCAUUGCCGUACUUGAGCCCGGAGAUUAAGCAGCAAAGAGGAACGCUGCUUGCCGGUGCCAAUUUUGCAUCAGCAGGAGUCGGAAUUCUUAACGAUACCGGAACACAAUUCGAAAGAAUAAUCAGAAUGCCGGAACAACUGCAUUACUUCAGCGAAUAUCAACACCGUUUGCGUGCGCAGAUCGGAGCCGACCGCGCCAGAGAGCUCGUGAACCAGGCUCUGGUUCUCGUCUCCGUGGGAGGCAAUGAUUUUGUGAACAACUAUUAUCUCACACCCAACUCCACCAGGUCUCAAGAGUUCGAUCUCCCACAUUAUGUCUGCCAUCUCAUCUCAGAAUACCAGAAAAUUUUGAUAAAGCUGUAUAAGUUGGGAGCUCGGAGGGUGCUUGUGACGGGCACCGGACCGCUUGGGUGUGUCCCUGCAGAACUGGCACAGCGCAGCAAGAGAGGGGAGUGUGCAUCUGAGCUGCAAAGGGCUGCAUCCCUAUUCAACCCACAGCUCAUUGAGAUGUUGCAGGGGCUUAACACAAGACUAGGCAGCCCAGUUUUCAUUGCUGCAAAUACACAUCAAGUGCACAUUGAUUUCAUCAUCAAUCCUCAGGCAUUUGGAUUUGUGACAUCAAAAAUUGCAUGUUGUGGGCAAGGGCCAUACAAUGGCAUUGGCCUCUGCACCUCGUUGUCCAAUCUGUGCUCGAACAGAGAUGAAUAUGCAUUCUGGGAUCCCUUCCACCCAUCCGAGAAGGCGAACAGAAUAAUUGUUCAGCAGAUCAUGACUGGCUCAACAGAGUAUAUGAUUCCCAUGAAUCUCAGCACCAUUCUUGCCUUGGAUUCUAAGGCCUAAUCAUGUCUUUGGAUUUUCCAUUUCAUUUUAUGUUGUUGGCAACAAUAUUGUUUGCCUGCUUAGAAGCAUAUUGUGUUUUCUCAUGUUAGAACUAACAGCCACAAAUGUAGCUAAUCAAUGAACUUUAGCAUUUCAAA